AUGGCCUGGAAAAUGAAUGCUGCUUCAUUCAGCUCUCUCGCGGUCUUCUUCACCUCCAUGCUUUUUCUCCUGCUUGUGUGCUCUCGCUUGCACUUUUCAGAAGCUCAGUCCUCGGCUCAAAUCGUGAGCGGCUUUUCCUGGACCUUCUAUGAGUCCAGCUGUCCUAAGCUCGAAGACAUCAUCCAGAAACGCCUCAAUAAUGUCUUCGAUGAUGACAUCGGCCAAGCUGCCGGCAUCCUCCGCCUCCACUUCCAUGAUUGCUUUGUUCUGGUCUAUUUCACUUCGCUUUGCAGAUCUGAUUUCGGAUCAUUGAUUUCGGCAUGGAUCAUCAGGACAAUAAUUGUGAAGCUUAAUUUUGCUUUGCCUUUUCCUCUCCAGUGGGCCAAGACUGAGCAGGACACUCCUCCGAACCUGAGCCUAAGAGCAGAGGCGUUCAAGAUCAUCAACGAUCUUCGAGAGCGCGUCCACAAGAAGUGCGGCCAAGUCGUCUCCUGCGCCGACAUCACUGCCUUCGCUGCUCGCGACGCCGUUUACCUGGUCAAUUUCUUCCAAACAUGA
Messenger RNA from Diospyros lotus (date-plum), 558 nucleotides. Its product is annotated as peroxidase 12-like. Lineage: Eukaryota; Viridiplantae; Streptophyta; Magnoliopsida; Ericales; Ebenaceae. The transcript has 3 exons. The record is from RefSeq and is a predicted model, not a curated record. Gene Ontology annotation, biological process: response to oxidative stress. The coding region runs from base 1 to 558 and encodes 185 amino acids. Gene Ontology annotation, cellular component: plant-type cell wall; plasmodesma. Gene Ontology annotation, molecular function: heme binding; peroxidase activity.